Molecule: messenger RNA, 249 nt
Organism: Blepharisma stoltei
Lineage: Eukaryota; Ciliophora; Heterotrichea; Heterotrichida; Blepharismidae
Source: the annotation of a GenBank genome assembly
AUGGGCACUUGCAUGUCUUCCAAAAAAACACCAAGAAUUGCAAAAGCUAAAUCAGAAAAAUCACAAGCAGCAAUUGUAAAGCAAAAGAGAGAAAUUUUAGUAAAAAAAGUAAAAAACGCACCUAUUCUGACGCUAGAAAUCAACGAGUUAUACCUAAAAAGGAAAAAAUCUAAUGUACAUAGUUCAGCUUGUAGUGACACUGAAGGAAAUGCAGAUCUUAUGAAAUUAAAUACGACCUGCUACAACUAA